Molecule: messenger RNA, 741 nt
Organism: Pezoporus flaviventris
Lineage: Eukaryota; Metazoa; Chordata; Aves; Psittaciformes; Psittacidae
Exons: 1
Coding region: 1-741 (246 amino acids)
Source: RefSeq, a predicted model, not a curated record
AUGGAUGCUGCUGGGGGAAGGACGCGGAUGGGCCUGCGGAACCCGGCCCGCGGCAGCAGGGAGCUGGUGGGAUGCUCGCCCGGUGCUGAGGCAGAGCCUGGGCCGCUCAGCGGGAGGAAGCCUUCGUCUCCUGGACCGGCCGACCAGCACCAUCCUCGCAUCGUGAGCCCCGCGCUCUGCCCGCCUCUGCGCAUCCUCUGCGGGACCCCCAUCCCCUCCAGCAUCCCUUUACCCCCCACCCCACGGGGUUCGUCGGAGAGGCUGGAAAACACCCCCCUUCCCAGUCCUGGACUGCGCCCGGGGAUGGAGGAGUGCUGGGGCAGGGACCCCCGCUUUGGGGCACCGGUUUGGGGUGCGGGGCGGCACCGCCGCGUCCCCCCUUGGUGUCGUGCUGUGUUCACUCUCCGCUCUACCCGUCCCCAUGGCAGCCGGAGGAGCCCGGGUGGGGGAGCAGAGCUGCCCCCCCCUCGCCCUGUGUCCCCCCCCUCUUUCUGCAGCCCCCCGCAUGAGCCGUCGGCAGCAUGGCCCCCGCGGGCUCCCCUCUCUGUGUACCCCCUGCACGCUGUUCCGGUGGGACACAACCACCUCCCCGUCCCGAGCAUCCCUGUGCUGUGCUGGCGCUGUAUCAAUAAACUGUGCGGUCACCCCGGCCGUGUCCCGCGCCUCUGUCCCUGCUCCAGCCCCGGGGGUGCUCCGGAGGGGAGGGACAGGGUGGGGAGGGGGGACCGGGAGGUGCUGUGA